AUGCGGGAACUAUUAUGCGUUGUAUUUGUUGUCCUUAAUUACAUUUCCUGCAUACAUGCAAAAACAGUAUAUGAUUGUAACUUUGACGACGCAACUUCUGCUGACAACUGUUUCACAUCAACAAUAAAUGUUGCUGCAAAUAUAGGAAAUCCGACUGCCGUAGUGCCUACUGGACCUUUAUCAGAUGUGACCUCUAGUUUGAAGCCUACAGAUAGUGGUGAAACAUGCAAAUUACCUUAUAAAGUCGGCUCAUUUAGUUGGGACAUGUAUUUUUGUAACAGAGGAUAUUGUCCAACAGAAAAUAAUUCAAAUAGUACAUGUAAACCAGGAAAAUUUAGCUCAUUAUCAUUAAAUAAUAAUAUCAAAAAUUCCUUUCAACUUAAAACGGAAUCUGGCGGAAUUGAUAGUGUAGAUCAGCAAUGUCUUAUUUAUUACUAUUACAUGUCUAGUAUCGCAAGCACGAAAAUUAUAACCGUAACUAAGGAGGAAACAAGUGGAACAAAAACAACCAUUGACUCUGUCACAAGUAGUCCAUUCAACGGAUGGAUACAGCGCAAAAUACUCUUCAAAGCUGAAGCACGUGGCUAUAAACUCUAUUUUGAAGCGCAGAGAACAUCUGGUUUUCAAUCACAGACUGUGGGAUUUGAUGAGAUUUCCAUUCACGAAGGCAGUUGUGAUGAUCAACAUAUAACUUCUGACCCAACAGCGGUAACAUCUGUGCCAAUCCAAGCAACCACGACAACCACGCCAGCUGGGACGGCUACUACCACCACACUAGCUGGGAUGACUACUGCCACGACACCAACUGGGACGACUACGACAACCACUAAAAUACCUGAAGCAGUUCAGACAUCAGUAACAGAAACCACAACAGCAGCAUUAACUUCGCUAAUCGAGAUAACUGCAUUAAAUACUACAGAAGAUUUGGUUACUACAGCUGUAACAGAUAACACUAUGGCUUCAUUGUUCACAAAGGAUGAUACCACUAACGCUGGUGCAACAACCUUGAUAACAACGAAUAUUGAUCUGUCAACGAUACUUGAAGCUACAACUGAGGAUGGCGCAGAUUCUGAUGAUAGCAGCAACACUCUAACUAUCAUUUUGGCCACUGUCAUUCCUGUUGUUUCAAUUGUACUGAUAAGUACAAUCAUAUGGCUUAAAAAAUCAUCUUUGAAAAGUUUUUUUGCUGGCAAUUUACAUCAAUCAUAUCCAAACAAUCCAAAUCCUUUAUUAAACACUACUAUAGAAAUGAAUCGUGUUGCACCUAUUUAA
Messenger RNA from Rotaria socialis, 1272 nucleotides. The record is from the annotation of a GenBank genome assembly. Lineage: Eukaryota; Metazoa; Rotifera; Eurotatoria; Philodinida; Philodinidae.